This is a messenger RNA of Mobula hypostoma (lesser devil ray), 7848 nucleotides long. It is a transcript of the gene ift88, whose product is annotated as intraflagellar transport 88 homolog. Gene Ontology annotation, cellular component: non-motile cilium; ciliary base; centriole. The record is from RefSeq and is a predicted model, not a curated record. The coding region runs from base 83 to 2359 and encodes 758 amino acids. The transcript is spliced from 24 exons. Gene Ontology annotation, biological process: inner ear receptor cell stereocilium organization; non-motile cilium assembly; kidney development. Gene Ontology annotation, molecular function: kinesin binding. Lineage: Eukaryota; Metazoa; Chordata; Chondrichthyes; Myliobatiformes; Myliobatidae.
UAGAUUAAUUAGCCUCUAAGUUUUUAUUGAUGUGACUGCAAAAGGACCAAAUACUGCAGCAGGUGUACGUUCCUUUGGGAAUAUGGGGGCAAGAGUGCCGUUGGUUUCUUCAAUGGGAAGGCCAGCAACUGGGGCUGUUCCGGAUGGACUCUCUGUUGCUAGACCAAUGACAGCAGUGCGUGCAGCAGGCUAUUCUUCUUCACUCCACAGAGGCUCUGCAUUUGAUCCUCUUGGACAAUCAAGGGGACCUGCUACUCCUCUUGAAACAAAGAAUGAGGACACGCCAGAAGAAAAAGUUAAGAAUUUGGAAAGGACAGUGAAUGAGCUGAUAGAAGAAAGUUGCAUUGCUAAUGGGCGUGGUGAUCUACAGUUGGCCUUAGAAAAAGCAAAAGAAGCAGGGAGGAAAGAAAGGAUGCUGGUGAGACAGAGAGAGCAAACAGUAUCAGCAGAUCACAUCAAUCUGGAUCUUACUUAUUCGGUUCUUUUCAAUUUAGCCAGCCAGUAUGCAGCCAAUGACAUGUACGCAGAAGCUUUAAAUACCUAUCAGGUGAUUGUAAAAAACAAGAUGUUCAAUAAUGCAGGUCGGCUGAAGGUAAAUAUGGCAAAUAUUUACUUCAAACAAAGGAAUUACCCUAAGGCAAUAAAAUUUUAUCGAAUGGCACUGGAUCAGAUAUCAAGUUCCCACAAGGAAAUGAGGAUUAAAAUAAUGCAGAACAUUGGUGUUGUUUUUGUCAAAAUGGGACAGUACUCUGAUGCAAUUACGUCCUUUGAACACAUUAUGAGUGAAAGCCCAAAUUUAAAAACCAGCUUUAACCUUAUUCUGUGCUACUUUGCCAUUGGUGAUCGUGAAAAGAUGAAGAAAGCAUUCCAGAAGCUGAUAAUGGUCCCACUUGGUAUUGAUGAAGAUGACAAAUACAUUCCGCCAAAUGAUGAUCCACAUAUGAAUCUAGUAAUGGAAGCUAUCAAGAAUGAUCCACUCAGGCAAAUGGAGCGAGAACGGAAGGCAAUGGCAGAGAGAUUUAUUAUGACUGCAGCUAAGUUGAUAGCACCUGCAAUUGAACCAUCUUUUGCUGCUGGAUAUGACUGGUGUGUGGAAAUGGUUAAGACUUCCCAAUAUGUUGAGCUAGCUAAUGACCUGGAAAUUAAUAAAGCCAUCACUUACCUGAGACAGAGGGAUUUUAACCAGGCUGUGGAGACUCUGAAAAUGUUUGAGAAAAAAGAUAGCAGGGUUAAGAGCGCAGCUGCAACAAACCUCUCCUUCCUUUACUUUUUGGAAAAUGAUUUUGGGCUAGCAGACCGUUAUGCAGACCUUGCUAUGGCUGCUGAUCGAUAUAACCCAGCAGCACUAACUAAUAAAGGAAACUGUGUUUUUGCACGUGGUGACUUUGAGAAAGCAGCAGAAUUUUAUAAGGAAGCCCUGCGGAAUGAUUCAUCUUUUACUGAGGCACUCUAUAACUUGGGUCUUACAUACAGGAAUUUGAACAGACUAGAUGAAGCUUUGGAUUGUUUCUUGAAGCUCCAUGCAAUCAUGAGAAAUAAUGGCCAAGUUAUGUAUCAGAUUGCAAAUUUAUAUGAAACAUUGGAGGAUAUACCUCAAGCCAUUGAAUGGCUCAUGCAGUUGAUUAGUGUUGCCCCCACAGAUUCGCAGGCACUUGCUAAGUUAGGGGACCUGUAUGACAGUGAGGGAGAUAAAUCUCAAGCCUUCCAGUAUUAUUAUGAGUCAUUUAGAUAUUUCCCAUCAAAUAUUGAGGGCAUUGAAUGGCUUGGGGCCUACUAUAUUGACACACAAUUCUGUGAAAAAGCUAUUCAGUACUUUGAAAGGGCAGCACUCAUCCAACCUACUCAAGUGAAAUGGCGGUUAAUGGUGGCUAGCUGCUACAGAAGAAGUGGUAACUACCAAAAGGCAUUGGAAACGUACAAAGAUAUUCACCGGAAGUUUCCAGAAAAUAUUGAAUGCUUGCGCUUUCUAGUUCGACUUUGUACAGAUAUGGGGCUGAAUGAGGUUCAGGAAUAUGCCACGAGACUGAAGAAAGUUGAGAAACAGAAGGAAUUAAGAGAACAGCGUGUUAAAUCUGGCAGAGAUAGCAGUGCUCGUGGACGUAGAGAGGGGAGUGCUGGUAGUGAAAAUGGACAAAAUAGUUAUGUUAGUAGUGCCAAAGGAGAAAGGUUGAGUGCAAAGUUGAGGACACUACCAGGAGUUAAUGACCCCUAUGAAACCAGCACCAAUAAAGAUAUAGAUGCAUCAUACGUGGAUCCACUUGGACCACAAAUUGAACGGCCCAAAACUGCAGCUCGUAAACGCAUUGAAGAAGAUGAAUUUGCAGAUGAAGAACUAGGAGAUGAUUUGUUACCAGAGUGAUGACUGCAGUCUCCAGAUAGAAAACAAACAAAUUAAAUCAGUCAAUAUUAAAAUAGCUAUUUCCUUUAUUUUGCUUAAAAUGUAGUAUUUAUUUGUAAUUAAUUAUAAAUGUAAAUAUGUUUGAUAUUUCAGAUUUGUAAUUUUUGUAAUGUUAUUUAGCAUCUUAUGGGUUCAUGUAUAUUUAAAGAUUGACUAAAAUCUGUAAUUGUUAUUAUUGUAUUUGAUUAUCACUAUUGCAUGAUUGUCCAAUAAUCCUAGAUAUUAAAUAUUUAGGAUUGAAGAGAUGUGACAAUUUGUUUACUGUAAAAAAAAAUCUACCACCACCUUGUGCAUUUUUGAUAAUAAAUUUAACUAUUAAAAUCAAAAUUGGUAGAUGGACCUGUAGCUUUAUAAUUAUUAACCGGCUCUUAAAUUUUUAAAAAAUUGAUCCAUUUAAAUAGCACACACAAAAUGCUGGUGGAACGCAGCAGGCCAGACAGCAUCCAUAGGAAGAAGCACAGUCAACGUUUCAGGCUUACUAUCUCUUCUUUCAGUUAGUCCUGACGAAGGGUCUCGGCCUCCACCAGCAUUUUGUGUGAGUUGCUUGAAUUUCCAGCAUCUGCAGAUUUCCUCGUUUCCAUUCAAAUAGCUCAGAAUCACCAGAUACUGUGAUCUCUGUUUAUGUUGUAAACUUUGAUGAGGGGUGAAAAUGCUGGUCAGGCAACAUCCAGCAAGAGCUUUACAUAAUGCUGCUUAGUUCACCAUAUUCAAAUUUGUGCUGCUUUCUAGGAAUAUCCUUUGUACGUUUCUUCUAAAUUCAUAAAUCAAUAGUUGCACUAAGAUGUGCUAAGGUUUGAAGUGAGCUGUACUUAUUAGGAAGCACCACCAAGCUAAAGUCAUUUACAGAUCUCACAGCAGGUUGAUGUUUGGAGUAUAGCUUAAAUACUUGUCAGGGGGCAUUUAAGAUUCUGGGGGGUGGGUUAAGCAGCACCCUAACUUGAGCACGAGACCUGAAAGACUGUGCCAACUUGCGCUGUCAUCAACAUCUGAUAGGAAUUCCCGGUUUCUGUUAAUUUUUUAUUUUAAUUUAGCCCCAUUAAUGAUAGAUAAAUAAGUAUGGCACAAUCUCUGAGUUUGAAGUCAGUGAAGCCUUGAAUUCUAAUCCUGCUAUGCAAAAGAAACUGCAAAAAGUGCAUCAAUACAAUGUCACAUACCUGUAGUAUGGUUUUAUUCCAUUCCCAUCAGAUCAGCGAUACCCCAUGUGCCUUAUUUGUGAUAUUGUUCUAAUGAAGCCAUGAAACCAUCAAGAUUGUACGAACACUUUUGUAAAAGACAACAUAAAAAGACUACUUAUGGUAUUACUCAGUUCCAGAUGAAAGAUGCAUUUGAAAAGCGUUGCACACUCAAGUUAUUUGCCAAGAAAACUAAAAAUGACCUUGAUAGAAGUCUCAUUGCUUCUUAUAACAUUUCCAAAAUGAUAGCAAAGUAUGGACAUCUCAUACAAUUGGUGGAAGAUUAAUAAUAACUGCUGUCCCAGAAGUAGUCACCACUGUUCUCAAAAUGGAUACCAGUAUUUUAAAAUCAAUUAAUCUGAGUAAAAACUCUGUAGCUCAUCGUAUCGAUAAAAUGAGUGAAAACAUUGAGUAUCAACUAUUCACAGAGCUAUAAAAGAAAACAAUUUGGAAUACAACAGAGUCAACUGUGUGAGACAAUGUAUUACUAAUGUCAUAUGUACAGUUCAUCAAAAAUGGAAAAGUUCUAGAGAUUCUCUUUUGUAAAAUGUUAAAAACGAAUAUCCACGGAGUAUCAAUCUAUGAUGAGCUCAAAAUGUCUAUUGGGGAUGAAAGUAUUCCGAUUAGCAAAAUGAUUUCUUGUGCAACAGAUGAAACACCAUAUAUGACAGGUCACCAUGUUGGUUUAGUGGCAUUUAUGAAAAAAGAAAUUGCAAGUCUAUUUACAGUCCAUUAUGUAAUUUGUCAACAUCUCUAUUAAAUAGAAUAUUUCACCAAUUAUGCCAAGAUAAUGAUGAAGAAUUUGAACGCUUGCUUCUUCGCACUGAAGAAGUUGGCUGCCAAAAGGCUGCUGCUUAAAAUAUUUCUUUAAUCUUUUUGACACUGUCAUUGAAUUUUUGCUCAAAGUUGACAAGAACUUGGGAAAUAAGAUUGAACUUCUACGUGGAGAUGUGGCAUACCUAGCUGAUCUGUAUGACAAAAUGAACGUUCUAAAUUUGAAACUGCUAAGUGAGAAUUUCAAUUUAAUCCAGGCAAAAAGUGCUGUGUCCACUUUUAUGGGAAAAUUGGAAAUAUAUAGGCAAACAUUGGGAGAGGAAUGCUCUCACAAUUUCCUUGCCUAGAAAGUAUGGCACUCUCUUUCACAGAUGGUGAUUUGCAAGAGUACUGCUUACACCUGUAGUCACUGAAGAAGGAUUUUCAGAAUUGAUCAAGAAUUUGAACGGUAUGGAAAUUCUGGAUUGGGUAAUUAUCCCAUCUCUUUGCAAGGUGGAAGAACAGGAGGAGAGCUUGCAAGAAGAAAUUAUCGAAAUUCAGAAUGAUAAAGCAGCAAAAGUGCUUUUCAAAAAUGUCUGCUUUUGUGGUACGUGGCUAUACUGUCAUACAAAAUUUCCUGGUCUUUAGAGAAGAACCAAACUGCUUUUCGUUGCGUUUCCAUCCUCCUACCUUGUUGAAAGAGGCUCCAGUGCAGUGAAUCACUUACUCACAAAAGACAGAAACUGCUUGGACAUUGUCACGCAUGGGGACUUAAGGCUUUUCCUAUCAUAACUUGAACCAGAUCUUUCAACUCUUGCUAAAAACUAUGGCUAACAUGAGAGGACACAGUUUUAAGGUUCUUGGAAGUAGGUACAGAGGAGAUGUCGGGGUAAGAUUUUUUAUGCAGAGAGUAGUGAGUGCGUGGAAUAGGCUGCCAGCAACGGUGGUGGAAGCGGAUACCUUAAGGUCUCUUAAGAAACUCCUGGAUAGGUACAUAGAGCUUAGAAAAAUAAAGGGCUAUGGGUAACCCUACGUAAUUUCUAUUGUGCUGUAGGUUUUGUAUGUUUCUAAAAACCAUCAAGCUCAAGGGUCACAUUGCUACUGAAGCUACUGUACAGCACACAGGUAUUGUGUGAGCUAGGUUUAAAGACAUAAAAAUUUAAAGCAGAAUCAUUUUUUGCAAGUCAGCAUAUGGCAGACAUGUUUUUACACUAUGGGGGUGCUGGAAAGUAUAUUGUGCCUAAGAGAGACGUUGGCAAGUAUGAAAGUGCUUCGGGGGCGGGGGAGGUGUUGGGCUGAAAAAUGUUGGGAAACACUGGCUUAAAUAAGACCAUAAGAUUUAGGAGCAGAAGUAGGCUAUUCGGCCCAUUGAGUCAGCUCCAUCAUUCAAUCAUGGGCUGAUCCAAUCCUUCCAGUCAUCCCCACUCCCCAUAACCUUUGAUGCCCUGGCUAAUCAAGAACCUAUCUAUCUCUGCCUUAAAUGCACCCAAAGACUUGGCCUCCACAGUUGCUCAUGGCAACAAAUUCCACAGACUUACCACCCUCUGACAAAAAUAAUUUCUCCGCAUCUCUGUUCUAAAUGGACGUCUUUCAAUCCUGAAGUCACACCCUCUUGUCCUAGACUCCCCUAGCAUGGGAAAUAACUUUGCCAUAUCUAAUCUGUUCAGGCCUUUUAACAUUUGGAAUGCUUCUAUGAGUCCCCCCCCCCCCCCCAAUUCUCCUGGGCUCCAGGGAAUACAGCCCAAGAUCUGCCAGACGUUCCUCAUAUGAUACCCUUUCAUUCCUGGAAUCAUUCUUGAGAACCUUCUCUGAACCCUCUCCAAUGUCAGUAUAUCCUUCCUAAAAUAAGGAGCCCAAAACUGCACACAAUACUCCAAGUGUGGUCUCACAAGUGCCUUAUACAGCCUCAACAUCACAUCCCUGCUCUUAUAUUCUAUACCUCUAGAAAGGAAUGCCAACACUGCAUUCACCUUCUUCACCACCGACUCAACCUGGAAAUUAACCUUUAGAGUAUCCUGCACAAGGACUCCCAAGUCCCUUUGCAUCUCUGCAUUUUGAAUUCUCUCCCCAUCUAAAUAAUAGUCUGCCCGUUUAUUUCUUCCACCAAAGUGCAUGACCAUACAUUUUCCAACAUUGUAUUUCAUUUGCUACUUCUUUGCCCAUUCCAGAAAAACUAUCUAAGCUCUCUGCAGGCUGUUUCCUCAACAGUUCCUCUACCUAUCUUUGUAUCAUCAGCAAAUUUAGCCACAAAUCCAUUAAUCCCAUAGUCCAAAUCACUGACAUACAUAGUAAAAAAGCAGCGAGGGAGUCCCAACACCAACCCCUGUGGAACUCCUCUGGUAACCAGCAGCCAGUCAGAAUAGGAUCCCCUUAUUCCCACUCCCGGUUUUCUGCCGAUCACCCACAAUAGUAACUCUCCCGUAAUUCCAUAGGCUCUUGCUAAGCAGCUUCAUGUGCGGCACCUGGACAAAGGCCUUCUGAAAAUCGAAGUACACCAUGUCUACUGUAUCUCCUUUGUCUACCCUGCUUGUAAUUUCCUCAAAAAAUUGCAGUAGGUUAGUCAAGUAGGAUUUUCCUUUCAGGAAACCAUGCUGGCUUUGGCCUAUCUUGUCAUGUGCCUCUAGGUAUUCCCUAACAAUCGAUUCCAACAACUUUCCAACCACUGAUGUCAGGCUAACAGAUCUAUAGUUUCCUUUCUGCUGCCUCCCAUCCUUCUUAAAUAGCAGACAAACAUUUGCAAUUUUCCAAUCAUCUGGUACAAUGCCAGGAUCUAUCGAUUCUUGAAGGAUCAUCGUUAUUGCUUCCACAAUCUCUCCAGCUACUUCCUUCAGAACCCGAGGGUGCAUUCCAUCAGGUCCAGGAGAUUUAUUCACCCUCAGACCAUUAAGCUUCCUGAGCACCUUCUCAGUCGUAAUUUUCUCUGCAAGUACUUCACUUCCUUGACCCUCUUGAAUGCCCGGUAUACUGCAAAAGUCUUCCACUGUGAAGACUGAUGCAAAACUUCAGUUCCUCUGCCAUCUCUGCGUCUCUCAUUACAAUAUCUCCAGCUUCAUUUUCUAAUGGUCCUAUAUCCACCCUCAACUCUCUUUCACCCUUCAUAUACUGAAAAAAGCCUUUAAUAUCUUCUUUCAUAUUAGUCACCAACUUCCUUUCAUAAUUCAUCUUUUCCUUCCCAAUGACCUUCUUAGUUUCCAUCUGCAAGUUUUUAAAAGCUUCCCAAUCCUCUAUUAUCAGAACUACACUUUGGGAUGUUUGUGGAUGUUCCCAUCAUAUUAGCUAUCUUCAUCACAUCCUUAAUUAACUUAUAAUUAAAAGUAAGAAGCAAGGCUUGUCAGAAGCGGAUUCUUACUCCCACUUCUCAUCUUAGGGCCACAAUUUAACAUAAAGUUAUCUGCUCUUAGAGAAUUUUGUCUAAUAUUGAAACUUAACAUAGCAUACAUCUGUCUUUCAUAAAGGAAAACAGAUAAAUAAUUGCAUUAUCUGACAUGCUUCUUUCAGAAGCAACAUUUGUAGAUCAACUUGCCA